Messenger RNA from Schistosoma haematobium, 13794 nucleotides. RefSeq names its product Mucin-4 (gene MUC4). Bases 1241 to 6892 code for a protein of 1883 amino acids. The transcript is spliced from 17 exons. Lineage: Eukaryota; Metazoa; Platyhelminthes; Trematoda; Strigeidida; Schistosomatidae. The record is from RefSeq and is a predicted model, not a curated record.
UGGUAAAAUAAAUGAAAGUAUGUAUGUAUCUAUGUUUAUGUGAAUAAUAUAUUUUGGUGAGAGUACAUAAACAUACACGUGUGUACUCUCUCUCUCUCUCUCACUCUUUCAAUCGACAAUACAAACAGAAGCUUUGUAUUGAUGCGAUUUGUGGAUUUUUAUGCACAGACACAUUCCUUCAAUGGAUCACUAAAUUAAAUAGCACAAUCCAACUAUUCAAUAUACAAUUAGACUGAUUUUUUAUAAAAAGGCAUAAUAAUAUACAAUUUAAAUUAGAACUUUGAUGGUGUUUACUCAUUGUGUAGCAAAUACAUUCAAAUGGCGGUUAGCAGAGAUUAACUAGGAAGGAGAAGUGAAUAUUAUUAUUAUUAUUAUUAUUACUAUUAUUAUCAUUUCUCAUAAACAUCAUUCCAAUUUUCGAUUCGAUCCAGUUCGGAAAUAUAAUAAUAAUAUUAUCAUUAUUAUUCUUUAUCAAGUUGACAAUCUCUGCGAUUUUCAUUCAACUCACCUACUAAUUCAAUAAUUACAUCUUUUCUAUUCAAACACUGCCUGUGUGUAUAUGUGACCGUCUUCCACUGGCUAAUUGUCUACUGUCGGAAUAUUUACUACAUAUACAACAUUGAAUUCUAGUAGAUAUCUUUCUACUAGAAAUAUUCGUGUUUUCUUUUUUCAAAGUACAUAUUUUUAAAAGUUCCUCUUACAUAUUAACCAUUUGUUCUGUCUUCCUUUGAUUUUUUUUCUUUUACCGAUCAUUACUUCGUGUUUUUAUUUCUUCUUUAAGAAGAAAACAAAUUUCAUCCAUUCAAUAUUGGUUAACAAAGGAAGGAAACAAUAAGAAAGAAUAUGAUAAAUAUCAACUAUUUACAAUUUAAUCUUAUUCGAAUGACAAUAUCCAACAAUCAGCAUUGUAAUAUUAUUUACAUAUAAAUUAGAAAAUAUUUAUUUGCAUCUAGUUUUUGUUUUUGUGUGUGUUUGUUUGUUUCUUACCUCUUUCUUUUAUUCAAUUAUUAUACAUAUUUACUGAUACAAGACUAUAACUAAUCCUCGUCCUGGGAUUACUGUUAGUUACGCUGAUACUAUACAUAAACUUCGACAGUAAUAUUCGUAUACGCUACAAUCAAUCAAUCAAUCAGUCAAUCUAGUUAGAAUUACGCUCCAGUUUUUUUUAAUUUUUCUUUGUCGUUUGAAUCAUUCCUCUGUUCAAUAUUCAAUAGUUAACUAAUAAUAUACUUGGAAAUAAAUGGCUACUGAAAGUCUUCAAGCUCGACUGACUGAAUUCGAGCGUCAAGCUCGUGGUGUAUGCAUAGGUGUAAAUCAUUUAGCACUUGACAGUGAACGUGUUAGACAAGCUGAAUUAUUACAAAAAAUUAUACAACUAGAAAAAGAUAUUCAACAAUCUAGUGCACAAAAAUCACAUUUACCUGACGCAGCAGCUGAGAUUCGUGAUGAUGUGAAAAAUAAUACAUCAGCAUUACGUUAUUUAGAAACAAUAUCUCAAUUGGAGAAUUCAUUUACAGUUCUAACAGAAAAUGUCACUGAAACCUCUGUACAAUUAAGUGCUCCUAAAGAAUUAAAAGAUGAAGUGCAUGUGAAAAAAGAAUUAACUAGUAAUGUGAAGAGUUGUUGGACAUAUGUUUCUCAAUUGGCCCGAUUAAGUCAAGUACACAUUAGGAAUGCUGCUGAAUAUCAUCAGUUUCAUCAUGCAGUUAAUGAAGCUGAAGCCAGUUUGAAAGCACGUGUACGAAUGACAGAACCGAGAAAUUCAAGAGCAUUACCUGCAACUUUGAAAAAUUGUACAAUUUUGGCCAAUGAAUUGAGAGAACAUCUUAAUCAUAUGAUUUAUUUAUGGGGUCGAUCAGGCAAUUUGCUUGAAGAAAGCCGACGUAUUGUCCCUGUUCACUUAAGACUAGGCGGUGUUAUUGAUGGUCUGAGUACUAAUACAGAAUCCGCUAGUCCAGUUAUGGCUCGUAUGUUAACUUCAUUGACAGGACCAAAUUAUGAAUUAAAAGAAGGUGAAGAAGUACGCGUUAUUUCGAAUAAAGAUGAUCAACACUUUUGGACAGUGCAAACAAAUAAUGGUAUAGUGAAAAUACCAUCUGUUUGUUUAUGGAUAAGUGAUCCAGAUUUGGAAGCUGUAAAACGAUCAGUGAUACUUCGUGAAAAAUGUAUUGAAUCAUGGGAUUUACUUGUGGAAAGAUCACGUGAACGACUAAGAUCAUAUUACAGUUGUUUAUUAAAUCAAAUGGCAGAAAAUGGAGAUAUUCAAUAUCAGCAUAAAAUAGCUAUGGAUAAUUUUCUGGAAGAUUUAAGAGGUCUUCUGUUACCUAAUGAUACAAGAGCAGUUGAAUUAAGUCAAGCUAUAUAUGCAUUUACAGAGAGAUUGAAAAUGACAGAUAUUAGUCGACAACGUAGUUCACAUGGCGGAGUAGUUUUAAGAGAACAAGAUAUUGUUUGUAUGCAUAGUCCAUUGUUAAGACUACGUGAUCAUGAACGGCAAAUGGACCAUUUACGUGCACAAUCUGAACCGGCUGGAACUCAUAUGACAAAUUAUUUACGUGAAAUCGAUGCAGAUCAAAAACGAGUUGAUCACGAAUUAUCGUUGAUAGAUCAGUUACAACAUGAGAGUCAGUCUCAGUUGGAUCAAUUGAUAAAUCGUGUGAAAAGAUGGAGUAGCCGAUAUGAACAUGAACCGAAUGUUGAUUCUAGUAUAACCAAUUCUAGAAUAAGUUCUAGUUUAAAAUCUAGUACAAUAUCUGACAAUUGGACAGGUAAUAAUCAAAUGUAUCCAAUAGAUGCAAGAUCACCUCAAUCUAUAGUGAGAGAAACAUCACGAUUAUCGUCUAGAACAAGAUCAGAAUCAAUUCCAUGCCCAGCACUUGAUGCUAUUACACAAAUCGGUGUUACAACCAAAACAUCAGGGACUCAAAUUUCUGAUGACGACGGUGACGGUGGUCGUAAUAAAAUAGAUUUAUGUGUAUCUAAAAGACAAUUUGUGCCAGCGACGAUUCCUGAAAGAAAACAAGUAAGAAAUGCAAUAACUCAAAUUGGAGUUUCAAAAGUCGAUGCGGGCACACAAGAUGACUAUCAUGAAUACAGUCCUAAGCGUUCAGUUAAAGAAGUAUUAUGUCAAAUAGGUCAAAUUACAGCGAAUGCUUCAUGUCAGACAUUAGAACAUUACAAGCUGCAACAAACGCUUAAAAAGCCAACUUUGGAUGCGAUAGUUCAAUCUGGUGUUAUCACUAAGAAUAAUUCCACUCAGUCGGAAAGCAUCACAGAAACCGUUGUGAAAAUGGACGUACCUGAAUCACAAAAAGGUGCACGAAAAUACAGCGUACUAGAUGCUAUCUGUCAAAUAGGACAGGUUACACAAACAAUUGGAACACAAAUAGAAAUAGAGAAUACAGAAAGAAAUAAGAAAAAUCUUGGAGUUCAAGCAGAAAUCAAAAAGGUAUGGCAACACCCAGUGAAAACAACUGAAGCCGCAUGUCAAAUAGGUAGGAUAACAAUAAACGCAAGUACGGAGAUGUCAUCAAUGAUCAUCAGUAAUGAACAAAUGAUAAGACAAGAUAUGAAGAAAAGUGAUAUAGUGUGUCAAAUAGGAAAGGUUCAAAUAGCACAAUCAACACAGGCCGACUUAAUUAAGCAUAUGUUACGCAAACCAUCGUCCGAUGUAGUAUGUCAAGUAGGAAGUGUUAUGGAAUCUUCAGGGAUCCAGAUAGAUGAACCUCAUAAAACUUCAAUGUUACCAGCGGGAACUCAAAGUGCCAAAACACCAACAUACACUAAGGAGAUUCAGACAGAUAUGGGAUUCCGAGUGGAACCGAAGUUUGUGUCGAAGGCUGUCAACGAUGUUAUAUGUCAGGUUGGUCAGGUAAACCAUGAAGUAUCGACACAAUCAGUUGAACAUGUCACCGCUAGACCAGCAUACAAGGAUACUGGCAUUGACCCGAUUCACGUGUGGGAAAAGAAGAUGGCCAACGAUGUCGUCACACAAACAGGGAUUGUCCACACAUCGAAAAUAACACAAGCUGAACUAAUACAAGAACAACCGGUGUAUGUGAAGCCAAUAGAAACACAGGAUGUACCGAUAACAUCGUACAAAGAAACCGUAGAUGCCUACCAACAGGCCGACUUAAUUAAGCAUAUGUUACGCAAACCAUCGUCCGAUGUAGUAUGUCAAGUAGGAAGUGUUAUGGAAUCUUCAGGGAUCCAGAUAGAUGAACCUCAUAAAACUUCAAUGUUACCAGCGGGAACUCAAAGUGCCAAAACACCAACAUACACUAAGGAGAUUCAGACAGAUAUGGGAUUCCGAGUGGAACCGAAGUUUGUGUCGAAGGCUGUCAACGAUGUUAUAUGUCAGGUUGGUCAGGUAAACCAUGAAGUAUCGACACAAUCAGUUGAACAUGUCACCGCUAGACCAGCAUACAAGGAUACUGGCAUUGACCCGAUUCACGUGUGGGAAAAGAAGAUGGCCAACGAUGUCGUCACACAAACAGGGAUUGUCCACACAUCGAAAAUAACACAAGCUGAACUAAUACAAGAACAACCGGUGUAUGUGAAGCCAAUAGAAACACAGGAUGUACCGAUAACAUCGUACAAAGAAACCGUAGAUGCCUACCAACAGGCCGACUUAAUUAAGCAUAUGUUACGCAAACCAUCGUCCGAUGUAGUAUGUCAAGUAGGAAGUGUUAUGGAAUCUUCAGGGAUCCAGAUAGAUGAACCUCAUAAAACUUCAAUGUUACCAGCGGGAACUCAAAGUGCCAAAACACCAACAUACACUAAGGAGAUUCAGACAGAUAUGGGAUUCCGAGUGGAACCGAAGUUUGUGUCGAAGGCUGUCAACGAUGUUAUAUGUCAGGUUGGUCAGGUAAACCAUGAAGUAUCCACACAGUCAGAGAUUCCUUCAAUUAUUUCAGUGGGAGUAGAUCCAAAACCAGAAGGUGCUGUAAGGCACCUAGGUUCAUACCAAGUGCCACCAAAAACAGAUCGUCAAAGCAGACAAGUACAGGCAGAUAUCAAACAGGCAUUUAAACAUACAAAUAUGCAAACAGAAGAGAUAACUAGAGAAAAUUUAAUAUCGACGAACUUGGUGAGGGCGAAACAGAAAGAAACAUUUGAUGUAACGACUCAAUUCGGUAUAUUAACAAAAGAUAAAGACGUCGAAACAUUCGUUAAAUGUAGUUCAAAAGAAACACAAACCAUAGAAAGUUCACCAGAAGCUGAAGUAAAAAUGAGGAGCCAACAAACGUUCACUCGAAUAAGAAGUAAAAAUUAUGACGUCCAAACACAGUCAGGGACGAUAAAUAUUUCCCAAGCAUUCCAGACAUUAUUAGAUUACAAGCCAACAACAGAUAAACGAUCAACUGGAAUGCAGCACGAAAUGGAUUUCAGAGUGGUGCAAACUACGCAUCAUGAACCACAAACACAAGAAACACCGACACAAACUGAGAGAGUGACAUUAAAAGAUGAACAAUCAUUUACGUCAUUCAAAUUGAAAACAUACGAUGUUCAGACUCAGUUUGGAAGUAUGCUUAAGUCACAGGCAGCACAAACGCCAGGUGAACAGAGACCCGUCGUCGAAAUAAAAGACAUGAUUACACAACACGAGAAACGUCCAGAACCAAUUGUACACAAAAAAUUACAAGCAAUGGUACAACCGACCACCAUUAACACAGAGACUCAGACGAUGGAAGAGAGACCACCACCGGUUAUCUUGCCACCAAAGUUAUUCGACGUCCAAACACAAUCAGGAUCAGUGACGAUAGAUUCAGAAACACAAACACCACACAAACAGAAAAUAAUCCCAGAUAUAAAGGAUGUGAGUGUAUUUCAUGAGUCACAUCAUGUACAAACAGUAAACAAGAAACUUCAAGCUGUGGUAUACCAUCCAUCUGACGAUGUGUGUUUGCAAACCGAAGAGGUAAGCGUACAACCUGUCAAACCCGUUGCACAGGUGUUUUCUCGAGCUCCGCAAGUUGCACAUAAGCAAACACAAGCAGAAUGGCUGAAGUUCAAUAUAAAAACAUUUGAUAUACAAGCACAAUCAGGGAUGGUAGUCAAGACACAGUCAACACAAACUAUUCUAGAAGAACAACCAGUAUUCCAUACUGCAGACGUCAGUGUGAUUCAUAGUGAAAAAUCACCUUCAUUAGUAGGCAAGAAGGUUCAGGCAACAAUGCGUCAAUCAGUUGACAACACGAGCACACAGACUGAUCCGAUGACUCAAGUCCCUACUGUAUUACCGAAAACCACGUUCGAUGUUGUGACUCAGUCUGGUACUAUCCACUGUGCACAGUCAGUUCAGACCAUUCCAGAGGAACGACCAGUAUUCCAUACUGCAGACGUCAGUGUGAUUCAUAGUGAAAAAUCACCUUCAUUAGUAGGCAAGAAGGUUCAGGCAACAAUGCGUCAAUCAGUUGACAACACGAGCACACAGACUGAUCCGAUGACUCAAGUCCCUACUGUAUUACCGAAAACCACGUUCGAUGUUGUGACUCAGUCUGGUACUAUCCACUGUGCACAGUCAGUUCAGACCAUUCUAGAGGAACGACCACGAAUCGAUAAUGUUGAUGUGAGCGUUGAUCAUUUUGAGACUGUGCCUAUUGUUCGAUCAACAAUCUCAUCGACCAUGCAUACUCUUCCAAACACUUCACAAUCAACACAAACCACACCUACUAAACUAGCUGAUACAUUCUGUCAAGCGACGUUAUCUUCUACUACAUACGAUGUCCAAAUUCAAUCUGGAGUAAUGCAUUCAAUAGAUGGGACACAGACUGUCGAUUUAAGGUCACCAAUUGAGAUGAAAGAAAUGAGUGUCGCACACGAGAAGGAACGAACUGUUCUGAAAGGGAAGAAACUUCAGGUUCGUUGUGAUUCAACUGAUUUGGGAUAAUGCAUUCAAUAGAUGGGACACAGACUGUCGAUUUAAGGUCACCAAUUGAGAUGAAAGAAAUGAGUGUCGCACACGAGAAGGAACGAACUGUUCUGAAAGGGAAGAAACUUCAGGUUCGUUGUGAUUCAACUGAUUUGGGAGUCCAAACAGAUCAAAUUACUCCCAUUGUUCGAUCAACAAUCUCAUCGACCAUGCAUACUCUUCCAAACACUUCACAAUCAACACAAACCACACCUACUAAACUAGCUGAUACAUUCUGUCAAGCGACGUUAUCUUCUACUACAUACGAUGUCCAAAUUCAAUCUGGAGUAAUGCAUUCAAUAGAUGGGACACAGACUGUCGAUUUAAGGUCACCAAUUGAGAUGAAAGAAAUGAGUGUCGCACACGAGAAGGAACGAACUGUUCUGAAAGGGAAGAAACUUCAGGUUCAUUGUGAUUCAACUGAUUUGGGAGUCCAAACAGAUCACACUAUGUCUACUGUUCACUUGGACAGUAAAUUAACUCAAACUGCUUUAGUUCGUUAUACGGAUAUAUCAUGUCAGUAUACUGAACUCACGAAGCCUUCAUUAACUAGUCAUGCAGUAACGUCCAGAGUUGUUAGCAUUCAAACAGAUGUGCCUUUUUCAACAAACGUACGUGUGGAUCAACGAAACAAGAAAUUCCAAGUGAAUCUAAUAUCGCCUUCAUCACCAAAGACUCUAAUAAAUGUAGCCUCUAUAGGAACACAAACUUCAGAUUAUAGAUACCAGGAUAUAAGUAUUGAACAGGUUGAUAAAACAAUAGUUUCAUCAGUGGAUGCACAUGUGGUUCAUGAUUCAGCGUCUAAUGUGACAAACACUUCACAAGCAAUACCAAAAAUAAAAAUAGAUCAAGAGUGCCAAGUAAAAAUAACUCCUCAACAAUAUCAAAAGAAACUUCAGUAUGGUUCCUCAUUUUCUACAUUAAAAAAUACAUCUUCUCAAACUAUACAGGACAGUUGUCUUUAUGACCAUCAUAAAACUUCUUCGUCAUCAAGUAUUGGAGUUCAGGCAAGUAAUAUACGACCAGUAGUUACAGUAGAUACAGGGACUCAAGAAACAAGACCAAGUGAGACUUCUCCAUCACCUUUACAAGUUAAGAACAAAAAACUACAAGUCUACCCAUCUAAACUUGGUGAACAAGUAGAAGAAGAAUUUACACAUCCUCAAGACACAAUCUCCAAAGGAAUGUCAACCUCAUUAACUGAGAUAACACAAACAGAUGAGUGUUUACUAAAAAAUAUUGAAUGUUUCAAGUGUAUAUCACGGGGAUAUGAUAAGAAAACAAUUGAUAAAGAUAUGCAAUCGGAAGAAAAAUCAAUAAGAACAAAACAAACAGCAUCCAGUACAGUGAAAUCAAAUUACUUUACACGUAUUCUCCAAAUGGAAACUAUUCCUGACAAGCCAAAAGCAUCAGACACAUCCGAUGUGCUGAAACUAUACAGAGAGUCCGGCUAUAGAGCUAGGGGUGAAUCAAAGAAUAUCCAAACUGAUACGUUUUUGUUGGGAAGUAUUCAAUUACCUGAAAGUAGGGAAGUGGAUAGCAUAGGAAAAAUUUCGAAAAAGACCACAAUUGUUCAGUUAGAAAAGUUAACUACGGAUAAGUGUGUAGAUACUAUGCCCUUUGAAAAAGGACUUAUAGAAUCUCAAAUAUCCUAUCAUGAUACCCAGAUAUCUGAAAGGAGAAAUAUAAAGUUACUAAAAGAAACACCAUGGUCAGAAGCACAAGUAUCAAAUGUUCUGCAAGAUAUUCAGUAUGAAAUAAGACAUCCUCAAAUAAUAGAUUCAAGUGGAAGUUACUCACCUCAACAAAAUUCAGUUGCAGUUAGUGCACGACCAACUACUCAUAUGCUUGCUCAUACAGAAUCAACAAGCAGAAAUGGAAAUGGAAAGGCUAAGACACCGUAUCAAUAUUUAAAACCAGAUGUUGUAAGUUGGGGAGUACAAUUUGCACCAGUGACACUUACUGGGGUAACGCAAACCACUGAAUCUUCGAAACAUAAGUUAACUAUCGAUUCACCAGUAAAUAUAGGUGUACAAACUGAUGCGAUUGAAGAUGACUAUUAUAUAAAAAGAGUUGUGACGACAAUAGCUAGGAAAGGUUUGUCAUCUUAUUGUCGUCGAGGUCCAGUAGCCAAAAGAAUUGUCGAACACACUGAUCUAUUGACAUCGAGUUUACCUAGUAACCUAGAUGAAGAGUUUGAUGAAGAAACAACAAUUGCACCAAGAACAACGAAGGUCACAACUAUGCAAAAACGUGGAGAUCGUCGAGUAGUACAUGAAGAGUUACUUACAGAGGACUAUAGGGAAAGAGGAAGUUCACUUGACUCUCAUGUAGCCCACGAACGGUUUCUGAGAGAAACACACCCACAGGAAAUCGAUUUGCAUGGAAUGCAUGAACAUGAGACAGGCAUAUAUACUGAUGCUGAAAUCUGUUUGCAGAAUUUACUGAAAGUUUGGGGAGAGCAAUACUUGCUUUCUAGAUUAAGAACGAUCGGUAGAUACUCAGGGCUUUCAGUUAGUCUUGAUCGAAGUAUACAUACAGCAGAAAAAUCACGGCUAGUUGAAGCGAAGACACAGUUUACUUCAACGGGAAACUUAGUGAGUCAAAUCAGAAAUCUUGAGAACAUGGGAACACAGACUAGUGAUAUUCUCCUUACCACUCGACCUCCACAUAAAAAUAAACGGAUACAACGUGGUCGUAGCUUCAUUUCUGGAGGAACGAAUCAGCCACCACCGACGCGUAGUGGCUCGGUAGUAAGUCCACUGUCGCCGACUACCGAAGAACUGACAAGUCACCAUCGUCAGCACGGGAUAACAAGCAUGCAGACACGUACUUCUCAUCCAUUUAAUUUGGCCACUACCACAUUUACAGAGACUACACAAGAGCAAUCGACAUUCAGUAUUGAACAUACAGUCCAGACUUAUAUAUGUCCAACAUGUGGGAGUCAAGCUAGUAUCCCAGUGACCGUUCAUUCACAAAUACAACCUCAAACACUUCCAAUAACACAAUUAAAAGACGCCCAAUCACAAACUCGGUUUGUGGGGCAGAUGACAGCUGAUAAUAACUGCACAUAUCUACCAACUUACCUAAGUGAUGAGGAAGUAAUUCGCAUAAAUCAGAGCCAGAAAAUUGAAGACAGAGAAUUUUCGGUGGUGACAUGGCAUCCAGCAGAAAUACGAGAUACAGAACGCCGUAGGGAUAGCGACACAAGUAAUCAGAUACGAGAUGAAGUUUGGGUUGAUAGUCCUGGGAAACUGCUGGAACUCAAAAUAACUGGAGUAAUAGUACCUGGAACAAGCAAAAUCGUUAGCGCAAGUGAAGCGUUUUAUCGUGGUCUACUAAGAGUAGUAUACUGGGAUUAUGAAAAACUUGGACCUAGGCAAUCAUCAGUAGAUUCAACAGUUUCCAUACCACUGGCAGAUGCAGUGAUUUCUAAGGCAGUUCGGUUAGCUAGUGAUAGAAUAUCAACAGAAGCGCAGCCAUCAUUGGAUGCCAAAAUAGUUUGGAGAACACCAGAGAUACAACGAAGUAGGUAUCUAGUACAUUCAAUUAGACCUGAUGCAGGUCAAAACAAACAUAAUCCAAUUAAUCUGGACGUUGCAUCUGCAAUACGAGCUGGUCUAAUUGACAAAGAAACCGGUCGAAUGUUGUUUACACAUUCUGUUUACGAGUCACCAUUCGGUACUGAUUCACCGAUAAGUAAAAAAGGCGAUAGUAGCUCUGACCAAACUGAACGAUUGUCUGUCAGAGAAGCAAUUUUACGUGGAUUUUUAGUUGCAGAAUUAAUAGAACCAGAAUCAUCGUAUAUAACAAAGCAAAGCUUACCAUUUAUUGUCCCAAGCACAAGUUAUUCACACUCUCCAACUGAUGUUGACAUUUGACCUGUUACUUAAUUAUUAUUAUUAUUAUCAUUGAAAAUAAGCGAAUACACAUGAAACCUGUUUUGUAACCUAGAAAAACUGACCCUCGUCUGUGUAUAAGUAUGGUUCUCUUCCACAGAAAAAGUCGCAUUAUUCAAUCAGCACUACGUUGUAUGCGUGUGUAGCCAAUUAUUUCAAGUAUCAACUUACUCCUUUUUUGUUUUUCGUCGUGUUUUUCCUCUUAAACAACAAAACAAAACGAAAACUAUCACUUACCUAAUCAAAUAUCCAGUAUAAACAACCAUAAAAAUAAUAAUUUCUAUUUUAUUCUUUUUCUGUUGACAUUCUAUUAAUAAUAAUAAUAAUAAUAAUAAUAAUAAUAAUAAUAAUAAUAAUAAUAAUAAUAAUCAGUUUAUAGAAAGUUACAUUAGUCUUUAGCGUAAAUUUAACCUUAAAGGCAUUUCGUAUAAGCAUCCUACGAGUAAAGUAUUAUGUUUAAAUUGGUUCUAAACUCUUUGCUAUUCAGAGACCAAACAUAAUAAUUAAUAUAAUAUUAGGACAUGAACUUCAAACAUAUGUAGAGUACAGUGAUUACGUGGUUUACAUCAUGGAUUGAUUGUAGCUAGACAACAGAAAACCAAGAAGUACUGAGCAGACGUUUCGUCCAAGUACAGGAGUCCUCAGCAAUGCGUACCUACUACCCUAUUAGUGGUUGUACUUAGGAACCUCAAGCCUCACAGAAAGUGGUAAACUUCGGUCCACUGAGUAGGUAUCUAACGGUUUACAUUCCUAACUUCAGUCAAUUUUCCAUAUUAAGCGAUUAUCAUUCAAAACCAUUGGUGAGUGAUUGCCUCCUUCCCGAUGCAGAUGAAAUCCACUGGUAACAGCUUUGCAAUAGGUAGCAUUAGUCCUAACUUCGACCCCUGGUGAAUUCGUCGCUGGGCACUGUUGAGGAGUUCCAUACUAGGACGAAGAGGCUGUCUCGUACUUCUUAGUUUCCACUGGUUGUGUAGUUAGAUACAGUGAGUCCGUGGUGCAAACUACAAAAUUCAACAGCCUUCACAAAAGCAUAUGUACUAGUUCCAAAACUAUUGACUCAAUUAUCUGUUAAUGAGCAAAAAAUAUAUAGAUAGAUAGGCAAAAGCAGUUGUUGAACAGAACUGACUAACGGUGAGAUGCACAAUUCAAGAUAUUAUAUAUACAACAACUUUAAAUUGUGAAAAAAAAGAAAAUUUUCCCGGUAUUUAUUCUUUUUCGAAACCAAGGUUACUAGUUUGGAAAGUAUGCAGGGAUUGAUACUAAUAACAAAGCUAAGAAGUUGAAAAUCAAUGAAAAGCAAUAAAAGAUAUAAUGACCUAUUCGAGUACGAAACAGAUGUCUAAACUACUGAGUCAUAACAAUAUACUGGAAAGUGACGUAUUCUCAUAUCGAUCAAACAACAGAGUCGAAAUAGACAAUAUUUGAAAGUUAAUUCAUACUGCAACUUGUUCAAUUGUUCAAAUACACGAAUUUAGAUGACAACUGGACCUAUGGUGCGUGAACUGGUCAACAGAAAUACAGUUAUUCCAAUAAAAUGAACAAUUAUGACUUUAAUUUAUUUCAAAGUUUAUACAGAAACAAAGCUAUGUAUUUGUUCCAUAAGUUAUGAAUCAGAAAUAUUUUUUCGGGAGAUUAAUAUCAACACUAAUUCGGUUUUCAAGACUAUCUUAGGAUGUAAGGGCAAUCAAACAUUAAUGAACCAAAAACAUGUAUACCAUAUAUAGCAUUAAAAGAUCAAAGUAUUUAGAAUAUUUAAAUAAUGGAAAUAUCAACAUCUUUUAGGCUAUAUGCUAUUUUAUUAGAUAUAAUUAGGUAUAUAUGAAGAUCUUUGAUAACAGUUCAUAAAAAACACGUACGUCGAGUAGGAUUAGAAAGAUUUACUUGUGGUUGCUUAUCACCUGUGCAUAGCUUUUAACAGAAGUUGAUAGAGAUCCGAAUAUGAACAUCAACUAAAUGUUAAACGUUACCAUAUAUCUAUGCUUAUGUUAAAACACGUAGACAAAUAUGGGCAAAGACUUGACCAGGAGAACGUUGAAAUAGUGAACAGAAACACAAAGACCGCUCAGUUUUUAUGUUUUGCUAAUUAGGUUAGUUAACAAGCACAUUGAAAUAGGCUCACUUCAUUAACCAGUUAGAACAAGUAUUAACAACUAUAAGGCCAUGUAAGAAUAGGUCCAGGGGACAAAGCAACCAAAAUAUAUGUGCAAAAAAUGACAGAAGGAACGUUAACAACAACUAAUCAGAUUCAAUGUUGAUAGAAAGGCGAUGGGAGAAUUUAAUUAUAUCGCUUCAAGGAUCUUGUUCCAAUAGAAAAUAUAGUUUAUAUGGAAAGUAAAAAGAGGGAAAUUACCCUUAGGCAAUGAGGUCUAACAAUAUUUCGAUUCCGGUGAAAUCAAAUCUCUGGGCGGGAUAGUUUAGUCAUGAAGCUCUCAUUACAUUUCUAGACAUCACAAGUCCCAAACAGAAGUGAGUCUUUGGAAUAUCUCAUCACUUGAUGCAGAAUAAAAUGAACAUUUCUUUCGUGCUUACAACUGUUUUCGUAUCGAAGUAUAACAUAAUAUUAAACUACAGAUAUUCGUGGAUGAAGAAAGCUGAAAUAACAAUAAUUAUCAGUACCAUAUGUGCAGGCGUAAGAUAAAUAUAGAAAACAUAACGGGAGUGGGACAGUAAUUAUUUGGAACUCCAAGACUGACAAAUUAGUUUGUGUAAUGAAUUAUGAGCGAUUUGAAGAGUUUACAGAAGUUUUAAUAAUUUGGUGAAUGAAAAUCACAAAUGAAUAGAAAUAUUAUUCCUAAUUCUAUGAAAUAACAAUCAGUCAAGUGAGAAUUACAUAAAAAAGUACAGAUAAUGAUACAGCCAGAUCUCACUACCUAAGGAUAAUUCUUUCAUUUUUUAUUAAAUUUACAUACAAACUAUGUUUUCUAGUAUGAUGUAGAUUCUUAUGAUUGAUAUAUAAAAACUUAAACGUUUCCUUUCAUCUAC